CUCGUAAUUUGCUUCAAUCUUGAGCGAUAAGCCACGUUUUCGGGGGCAACUGAUAUAAAACGAAUUGGAUUAGAUGAGCCCGGUUGAGUAUUGAUUUUAUUUCGAACCUAUUUAGGUGGCUCCUGAACAGUGGGAACGAUGAGGGCUAUUUUGGUGAUAGCUCUGGCCCUGGUGGCCGUUGUGGCUGCUGGGAAAAUUCCGAAAGCAAAACGGGAAAUGACAGCCGGUCAGAAGAAACUGAUGCAAGCAUUCGUGGGUUUACCAAACGCCACACCUAAGGCUGAUAAGCCCAGUGAACAUAUUAUCGUUGAGGAUUACUUUACUACCCGGGUCGAUCACUUCAACCUUCAAAGUACCGAUGAGUGGGCCAUGCGGUACCUGAUCGUGCCCGAUUACUACGAACCUGGAGGUCCAAUUUUGAUCUCUAUCAGUGGGUUUGGCCCGCUGUUUCCUUUCGCGAUCGGAGAAGGUUCCUUGAUCUAUGACAUGGCCAAGGAUUUGAAAGGAAUUGUGAUCGGUUUUGAACCUCGUUUUUAUGGACUGAACCGCGUUGGCUUCGAAGAUACACGCACGGAAAAUCUGCGUCUGCUCAAUACCGAUCAAGUGUUGGCUGAUCUUGCCGAGCUUGUCCAGUACCUCAAGCGUGAAAUAGUUCGCAACGAAAAUGCAGGCGUUCUGGUUGCCGGUUCCAACUAUGGUGGGGCAUUGGCCAGCUGGUUCCGCAUUCGUUACCCACAUUUGGCUCAGGGCGCCUGGUCUUCCAGUGGAUUCCAGCGGGCAGUCAUGGAGUUCGAAGAGUUCAACGAAGCCUGGGGAGAAUCGUUGAUCAGCUUGGGUAGCCAGCAAUGUUACAACGACAUUUUUGUUGCCUUCCACGUGUUGGAGAAUUUAGUGGAUGCAGGACGUACCGACAUUUUGAAUGACCGAUUCAACCUUUGCGAUCCGAUUGAUGGCGAAGACGAAUUGCAGGUCGAGUUUUUCUUCGGAGAAUUGAUGACUGCUCUCGAGUUCUUUACUCUGCUGGAAAACAAUGUGACCGCAUUCGACCGAGUGUGCGAUGAGUUAACGGGAUCCGAUGCUACGACCUCCGUAGAUGCCCUGGCGAAUUGGUUCAACGAAUACUUUGCCGGUGAAGAAUGCGCUCUCAGCCGAUUGGAAGAUCUCGCCGACUUGUUCCGUGAGGAUGACUGGGACGAUUUUCUCGUUAUGGCCGGAUUACGUCAAACUCUAUACCUAGAGUGUACCGAAUUCGGAUGGUUCCGUACGGCCUCAUCGGACAAUCAACCCUUCGGCAGCCGUAUCGAUCUGAACAUUUACGCUGAAAUGUGUCGACAGGUUUUCGGUGAUUGGUUCACGGUAGAUUCGAUGCUCAGUGCAGUUGUUCGUACAAACAAUCGUUAUGGAGGAGAUUCUCCGGUCGCCCAAAAUGUCCAUUACUCCAACGGUGCUGAAGACCCAUGGCGAACGGUUUCGAUUACCCGGCCCGUUGGACCAGACACCUCGGCCCAGGUAAUCCCACGGGAGCUUUUGAGUGCGGAUCUGUGGUCCAUUUCGGAUUUGGACUCCGAAGAACUUGCGGCUGCGAAAACGAAAAUCAAGGCUGAAGUAGCAUCUUUCUUGUAUCCGGCCACUCCUUAUGAAGUUGCUGAGGGUGUUCAGCAAGCUUAGAGUCUUAGAAAUAGAUCAUGAAUAACGUGAUAAAUAUAUUUGUCCAUUUUUGGUGAAACUUCUUAUUUGUUCAGUCAUUUUCCAUUCGCUGAUAAGAUAAUAAACAACA
This is a messenger RNA of Uranotaenia lowii, 1777 nucleotides long. Its product is annotated as putative serine protease F56F10.1. Gene Ontology annotation, biological process: proteolysis. The record is from RefSeq and is a predicted model, not a curated record. NCBI's taxonomy places the organism in Eukaryota, Metazoa, Arthropoda, Insecta, Diptera, Culicidae. Bases 139 to 1668 code for a protein of 509 amino acids. The transcript is spliced from 4 exons. Gene Ontology annotation, molecular function: dipeptidyl-peptidase activity; serine-type exopeptidase activity.